UAUUUUUCUUCAGCCUGUGGCAGCCAUGCGCAACUUCAUACUGUAGAGUGGCAUACUCUGGCAUCGUUGGCAUGGCGAAUCUUUUAUUACAGCACACAUUAAGUGGAAAAAUACCUGUAGAGGAUGUUAUUAAUUGGUUGACAUCAGACAAUACUCAGGAUUUUAAAUGGAUUGACAUCACCACUGUUCGAUGUACUCAAUGCGAGUUUUUAAUAUAUUUUCUCAACUUCUUACGAGAUCAGACAAAAAGCGUCCUCCAGAGCUCAUGUAAUGCCAGACAAUCUACUACAAAACCGAUCAGUCCUUAUGUUGCAACUAGUAACAACAAGCAGAACAAAAAUGAUAAUCUGCACAGACGCAUCUCCUUAUCUGCUACCUCAGCAAAUCAAACAACUGAAUCUGGCAACAACUGUAGCUAUGGUAUUUCUGUACUUGAGGGUGCCAAAAGCCCGCAUAAUCAGGUUCCAAGCAAAAUUUCUGUCCUAUUACAGAAGGAAAUAUCACCAGCUACUAAUACUGGUAGAAUGAAAACAAAAAUUCCGUUAGUUAAUGUCGCUCCAAUUAGUGAACUAAAAUCGUUAAUGAAUUCACUAAACACUGAUAAAAAUCAAGAAACUUCUGUUAUUGCUCAUAACAAAACACCAGAUAAAAUAGAACGCGAAAGAACUUUGUCUAGCAGUUUUGAUCUUUCUCCCAACAAAACUACUAGUACACCAAUAAUUGAGAGAAAUUCUCGGAGUAAAACCAGCAAAACGUUCAAUGGUUUUAGUCUUCAUGAAUUUAAUGUAACUCCUCACGAUGUUCCAACUGAUCAAAAUUUUCAACUUCAUAGUUGCUUGGAUGGGUCUGCAAUAACUUGCAAAGAUUCCGAAAGUUAUCAGCAAGACUUGAGAAGUACAAACGAAAAUUUUGACACAUCAAAUUGCUUGUUGAUAUCAAAAAAUGACCAUGUACCACAGAAGUUGGACAAUUUUUCUAAAAGUGACGUCAACGAUUCCAGUUCUGUGCAUAUAUCGUCAAUAUUCGAUGGAAGUAAUAAUGAAUGGCGUUAUUUUAAUAAUUUAAAUAUAUCUUCAAAAUCUGAAGACUCAAGAGCUAAUGAAUCCCAGGGACUCAGUAACUCGCCGGCUGUUAAUGACGUUAGUGAGAAUGCAAUCUCACCUUUAUUUAUUCGAGAGCCUUUGACACCACAAAAUUCAAAAUUAUUGUAUAGCAGAAGUUUGGAACGAUCUCAAAAUGCGAAAAGUAGUCCACAAUAUCACACUGGUAAUACUUCUAAGCAAGGUCCACACCACAGUCAAAGAAUUUCAAAAUUGACGCCAAGACAAAGUAUGAGCUUAGGAGAUUUCAUAAGCAUUGACUCAUGGGGUUCCAGAAAAAACGGCACAAAAAAAACUCAUGCCAGGACACCAAUGUCACAAAGUAACGAAUGCACAGAUUCCUUGACAGAUAAAUUAUCUAUGACGGAGGAAAGUUUUCCAGAGAUAGGGAAGAAUCCUGGGUUAAGGAAACGGCGAAUCAAGCCAACAAAAUUAGAUGUGUCAGGCGAUAAAGGAAACAGUGAGAAAUCAACUUUUGGUACGAUAAGUAGACCUCAAAUAGUGAAUCCACAAUUCUCAGAAGCAAUGCCAACCGACAAAGCAGAUGCAACACGAUUUGAAACAGAAAGAGAUCUGUUGAGAUUAGAAAGACAGAAGCAGCAGAAGAACCUUUUACCCAACCAAACAGUGGAACAUGCUGUUCACUCAAAUGUGUUACAAGCUUCCAACGUCAAAAAAUCAACUGGGCCAUUUUUGACUCCGAGCUUGAAAAAAGUUGUUAAUAGUCACGCUUUGGAUAUACUAGCUCAAAUCUAUUCAAGCUUGUUAGACUUAAAUUUGGUUUUAAACCCUAUGACAGAAUUGAAUUUUAUGAUCUCCCUUAUCACUUUGCAAUAUUCUUCCGAAGCUGGAAACUACCAAUUGACGUCAGAUUAUAAUUGUCUUGAACAAAAAAACUCUGUAGUAAAAUCUAGUUCAAAAGAAAAAAAUCUUGAUGACACUGGGCUCAUAGAAAGUGAUGAAAACCUUGUUGAGCAACACGAAAACUCUAAAAAAUUGGUGGAUGUUGAACUUUUCAAUGAAGAACUUGGCUGCAAGAUUCUGACUGAUGGUAUAAUUUUAACAACUGACAAAAAUGAGACAUCACCUGAUUACAAAUCGAAUGAAGGUGAAGUAUUUGAUAAUUUGACAAAAUCAUCCAUGGAUGACAUAGAAAAUAGUUGUAAAAAUGAAAGUUGUUUGUGUGAGGGAGAAGAAGCACAGUAUCUCGAUUCAAUACAUAACUGCAUAUAUUUUUCAACCGCUUUUCUGAACACUCAAAGACUGUUAUUGAGUUCGCUAGACAGAGCCACAUUGAAGUUGCUUUGUGAAAAUAAUCGAAUAGAUACAUUUCUACCUGACCUGCGAGAAUAUUUAACUGAAUGUUAUAAGCUGAAAUUGACCGAAUCCAGUCGAUCCAGACAGUAUUCCAAAACUUUUAGUGCCAUGAAAGCAAAUGUGAGCUUUCAAAUAGAUACGGACAACCAGGAGAACUUUCCCUCGAUUACAGGGUUUCACAGCUUCAAAAAACAGCGUGAUUUGUUUUACGAAACCCUAAGAAUUUGGGAGUCAUAUCAUUUGUCGCAAGGAUGGAUAUUUUCUCUUGCUCUAGCUGGAAGAAUUAGGCAACUACUAACGUUACACAACGACCCAGCAAAUUAUUGUCACUUCGCAAGAUUAUUUAAAUCACAAUUGCUAUUAUCUUGUAUUGGAAAUGGACAACAGGAGGAUGCUGUAGAUGAUGAAAGCUUAAGUUUUCUAAAAUCAAUAAAACAUUUAGACCCUGAUAAAUUGACACGACUACGGGAAAGAUUAGUGACACCUCUUAUAUCGAAAGGACCGGUUCCACCUCCGUCAUUUCCAGGAGUACAAGAAUUUUAUAAAGAAUUCAUAUUUCAUGCUUCGAAUCCCAUGUUUUAUGCCCAUUUGCAAGAUUGUUUGGUUCACGAAAUUAUGGAACUCAACGAUACUCAAUUCACCGGUAGUGAAAUCGAAAAUACAGAAACCAUGGUAGAUGCGGAAACAAAACAGAAUUUUCUCAUAUGUAUCUCCAGUCUCAGACUUCUUGCUAAAAUGUUAGGAUUCCUGGUCUCGCUACCUUAUGAAUCUGAAACAUCGCUAGAAACCGUACUGGCCAGUCAAAUAACGCCACGAAGUCAAGUUCUCCCACCUCUGAAUCUUCAGUCUUGCAUUCAAAAUGCAAUGGAUAAUGGAAAAUUAGUUCUUACGAUACCAUGGGUGGUGAAAUAUUUGGCAAUGCUGGAUCCUGUGUCUGUACGGUUACCUUACUACAGAAAAAUUUUUGAAAUGUUAUUACGUAUUUACUGCGAAGCUAAGCAUGACUCCGAACGUAAAAAUCCUUUGUCUCCACAAGUUGCAAUUCUACUAAAAUUUAGCAUUGGAUGGCUACUCGAGCUACGUAACUUCCCAGUGAAAUUAUAUUUUACUUGGAAAGCAUCGAAAUAUGAUCAGGAAGCUAAAUCGAUUAAUAAUUCUGCUGAAAUACUACAAAAUAAUCUCACUGUUAAAAUGGAGCAAGAAACGCAUCAUAAUCAGUCAAACACUUGCGCUCCUUGCGCCGAUUGUUUGGAUAUUAUUGACGAUCACAUAUUGUAUGUGUGCUGUCCAUUCUUGGCAGAAUUAAAAACGCUAUUGACUUGUGAUUAUUCAAAUUUAAAUAACAGUACCACAAUCCGACAUAUAACACCUGUUUCCAGUGGUUUUGAAAAACCACUUGGAAAUACAAGCACCAAGCAGUUACAAUUACAGCUAGAAGACGCAUUUUUUCACGGACAACCAGUUUCUACCAGAAAAACAGUCGACUUUGUAUCCGAAAGAGUUGCUUCUAGUUAUGUGAAGCAUAUUUGCAAUGUGAUAUUGCCAAGGGCUAGAAAACGAAAUAUACUCAAGUUUCAAGAUCUAGUUUCUGGACGAAAUAUGCCGAAUGAUAUGUCCCUUGUCACUACGGAGAUGCAUUCACUGGCCUCCAGUGUAUCAGCAGAAGUAAUAACGCAAUGUGAGGCAGAUAUGUUGGGGAUGUGUGAAUCUCGUAUAAACAAAUCAAUUGAGCAUCUUUUAGCCAUGGAUACACUCCCACCUGUUAAAGAAAUGUGUGCUCAAAUUGCAUUCCGAAUGGCAUCUGAGCGAGUCAACUACUGGAUUCAAUCGCACAUAGCAAGUGGGCCUUUAUUCCUUAAAGAUUUGGAAGGCGAAAUCAACAAAGUUUCUUAUAAAAAAGUUACACCAGCAGUGUUUGCAAAAAGAAUUCAUAACGAUAGUGCAGCGUCUCCCACCAAUGCCAUGGUUGAAAUUAGAUCACUUAUUUGGGAUUUGUUGGAAAACAAGAGUGAAUCUGUAACAUUAGAGAAUGUGUCACAAUGUUUAGACAAUCUAUACCAAUCUUUGACUGAACGGGAGGAUUUGUUACCUGGCCCAGAGAAAAUUUUAGGCAUGUUGAGUGUCGAUUUCGCACUAUUUUUAGUUGCGCAUAGAACAGAUAUUUUUGUAACAGAGAUUCAGGACAAAUUGAUUCGUGUAUGGAAGUUGGACUGUUUAAAUUUUUCGGAUAAAGAAUCAAUUUUAUCCAGAAUUCUCAGCCCCAGAAAUAUCAUGCUACUAGCUUCACCAGGGAAUGCGAAUGUAUGGUUAGCCCUUGGACGACUGAUAAGGAGGAUACUACAAGAAAAACUGUUGAGCAUUGAAGCUCUUAGUGAUGAAUGCACUGCGCUUUUGAGAUAUGAUUGGACAGUGGAAAUUUUGAAACAUUUAUCCACAUGCUUGAAAGAAGGAACAAAGGAUCUCAAAUGUAUGGAUGAGGAUAGUGAAAAAAUGAUGUUACUACUUCAGUGGAUAGCAGAGACAUGCAAUGAGAUGGAAUUCAUCUUUUAAUCAAAAGGUAACUUACAGCAAUUCAACAUUUCAGACACUGGAAUACCAUGUAAUACGUUCAUCAAUUUAUACAUACCGUUGAUAGUACCGCAAUCAUUUUUAAUUAAUGUACAUACAUGCAAUUCAUUUUUUUAACCAAUGAACUAUUUGUAUUAUAUGAAAAGUGUUACAAUCCAUUUUGGUUACUAGUGUAUGUAUUAUUUUGAAUACAUUGCAAAAUUGUUGACGUGUUGGGUUUAGUGAUUUACAUAUAACUACUCGUUCAUUCUUACGUAUAUAAUCGUAAUCGAUUUGUAUUACUGUACAAGUGUUUGAAUUAUGAAUGAAUGAAUAUUUUAUCAUCAG
Messenger RNA from Athalia rosae (coleseed sawfly), 5312 nucleotides. It is a transcript of the gene dlt, whose product is annotated as codanin-1. Gene Ontology annotation, biological process: chromatin organization. The record is from RefSeq and is a predicted model, not a curated record. Bases 72 to 4967 code for a protein of 1631 amino acids. The transcript has 13 exons. Lineage: Eukaryota; Metazoa; Arthropoda; Insecta; Hymenoptera; Athaliidae. Gene Ontology annotation, cellular component: nucleus.